Molecule: messenger RNA, 1302 nt
Organism: Ambispora gerdemannii
Lineage: Eukaryota; Fungi; Glomeromycota; Glomeromycetes; Archaeosporales; Ambisporaceae
Source: the annotation of a GenBank genome assembly
AUGUUUUCAAAACUCUCUCGCAAUGGCAUCGGAAUGUACAGAAUGCACUUUAGAUCUGCAGAAAAUGAACGAGCCCUCUAUAAAGCACUUCAGAAACAACCGGAAAAACAACUCGUCAUUAAUGUGAUUGAUACUUCUACGAAUUAUGGAGAUGGCGGAAGUGAACGGUUAAUUGGAAAAGUACUAGAACAUCCACAAAAGGACACAUUGACACGCUCAGAAAUUUACAUAAUGUCAAAGUUUGGCUAUAUUCAAGGGACAAAUAUGGAAUUAUAUCAUCAAGGAGAAUUCAAAACUAUCCCAGAUGAACAGAUCGUGAAAUAUCAUCCAAAUUGUUUUCACUGUAUUCAUCCGGAAUUUAUGAGAGAUCAACUUGAUCGUAGUUUGAGACGAAUAAAGACGAAUCAUUUAAAUCUUUUAUUCAUUCAUAAUCCCGAAUAUUAUCUACUUCAUGAAGUAAAAAAUGGAGCUAGUCGAAAUGUAAUUGAAGCCGCACAAAAUGAACUGCUUCAUCGAAUUAGCGAGACAUUUGAAGCACUGGAAGAGGAAAUUACUAAAGGAAGAAUUUGUGCCUAUGGAAUAAGUUCAAAUAGCUUUUCAGUUAAACGAGAAGAUAAGCAUUUUCUUCCGUAUGAAAAUUUAAUUGAAAGUGCAAAAAAAGCAGCAAAAAAGGUUCGCGGUGUUAACGAUCAUGGAUUUGUGGGAGUUCAACUUCCUGGUAAUCUACUAGAACAAGAAGGAUUAAAAACUACUGCUAAAUGGGCUAAGGAAAAUGGUUUAAAAGUUUUCAUAAAUAGACCAUUGAAUGCAUUUACUGAAGAAACUGGAUACCGAUUGGCAAGUUAUCCAGAACCAAGAUACGAAGAAAGUAAACAGCAAGUUAUUUCCUUUCUCGAGACAAAAAUCAGAGGAGUCGAUAGUCCAUCACGCUACGCAUUCGAUCUAAUCAACCAAUUGGACAGCGAAUUACCAAAAAUACAAUCAGUAUUCAUUUGGGAGCAAUACACUUACACCAUCAAUGCAGCAAUCGAGAAUCUCAAAAUAUCGCCGGAAAUUUAUUCAGCUUUCAUUAAUUUCUUGAAUGCUUUUGAUGCAGAAAUAAGAUUUAAAGAUUCGCAACAAGUGAGAAAAUACUUGAUAAAAGAAUGUGGAUUUAAAGAAUUGGAAAGUGACGAGAAAAAGAAAGUUGAAGAAUUCGCUUUGGAGUUUCUGUUCUCUAGUGGCGUCGUCGAUACUGUAUUGAUGGGAUUAACUAAACAAAUUUAUGUCGAUUUCGUUAGAGAUUUCUUGUCAAAGAAUUGA